GUCUCGCUAUGUUGCCCAGGCUGGCCUGCUGGCAUCUUGAUGUUGAACUUCCAGCCUCCAGAAGUGUGAGAGAACUGUUUUGUGAGCCGCCCAGUUUGCGGAAAUUCGUGCAACCCCCAGAAAUGAAUCCAGAACCUGUUCCAUCCGUGAGACGAUUCGUUUAGUGCUAAUGAGGGGGGAGAGCAUAUUGCUCUGGGAUCAGUUCUGCAGCCGAUGACUCCACGGCUCAGGGGAGGCCUCAGGCAGGCUAUUUUAGGGCUGCGGAACGGCCCCGCGCAGAAAGCCAGGGAAUUCCGACACGCUUUGUGAUCCCCUAAUAAGGUUAAUGCGAGUUUCUAGAGUGAUCUGUCUUUGUUUGAGUACUGGGCAGCCAAAAGGGAGAUUCAGGCAGCAGCCGUGAGCGGGUCCCUCUUUCCCAGCCUGCCAGCAGGCUCCGUGCUCCUAGAAGCAAACGCUCCAGAGGCUCCGGACGCCGCGGCUGGAUUGGAGACGACAUGGGUUCCUCAGGGGACGACGGCUAUCGCCUCCUCAAUGAGUACACCAACGGCUUCAUGGUGUCCCAGGUUCUCUUCGCCGCCUGCGAGCUGGGGGUGUUCGACCUUCUCGCCGAGGCCCCAGGGCCCCUGGACGUGGCAGCGGUGGCUGCAGGUGUGGAGGCCAGCUCCCACGGGACAGAGCUCCUGCUGGACACCUGCGUGUCCCUGAAGCUGUUGAAAGUGGAGACGAGGGCAGGAAAAGCUUUCUAUGAAAACACAGAGCUGUCCAGCGCCUACCUGACCAGGGUCAGCCCGACGUCACAAUGCAGCCUGCUGAAGUAUAUGGGCAGGACCAGUUACGGGUGCUGGGGCCAUCUGGCAGAUGCUGUGAGAGAAGGAAAGAACCAGUACCUGCAGACGUUUGGCAUUCCCGCUGAAGACCUUUUUACAGCCAUCUACAGGUCUGAGGGCGAGCGGCUGCAGUUCAUGCAAGCUCUGCAGGAGGUCUGGAGCGUCAACGGGAGAAGCGUGCUCACUGCCUUUGACCUUUCGGGGUUCCCACUUAUGUGCGACCUCGGUGGUGGCCCUGGAGCUCUGGCGAAGGAGUGCCUGUCUCUGUAUCCUGGAUGUAAGGUCACCGUUUUCGACAUCCCAGAAGUGGUGCGGACGGCAAAGCAGCACUUCUCAUUCCCGGAGGAACAAGACAUUCAGUUCCAGGAAGGGGAUUUCUUUAAAGACCCUCUUCCGGAAGCAGAUCUGUACAUCCUGGCCAGGAUCCUCCAUGACUGGGCAGAUGGAAAGUGCUCACACCUGCUGGAGAGGGUCUACCAUACUUGCAAGCCAGGUGGUGGCCUUCUGGUAAUUGAAAGCCUCCUGGAUGAAGACAGGCGGGGUCCUCUGCUCACGCAGCUCUACUCUCUGAACAUGCUUGUGCAGACGGAAGGGCAGGAGAGGACCCCCACCCACUACCACAUGCUCCUCUCCUCUGCUGGCUUCAGAGACUUCCAGUUUAAGAAAACAGGAGCCAUUUAUGAUGCCAUUUUAGUCAGGAAAUAACUUUUUCUUGUGAUCUGGAACUACUGUCAAAGCACGCAAGACAUAAUAAUAAAGAGAUGUAUCUCCA
Molecule: messenger RNA, 1599 nt
Organism: Chlorocebus sabaeus (green monkey)
Lineage: Eukaryota; Metazoa; Chordata; Mammalia; Primates; Cercopithecidae
Source: RefSeq, a predicted model, not a curated record